Molecule: messenger RNA, 1739 nt
Organism: Telopea speciosissima
Lineage: Eukaryota; Viridiplantae; Streptophyta; Magnoliopsida; Proteales; Proteaceae
Product: sulfite exporter TauE/SafE family protein 4
Exons: 12
Coding region: 13-1434 (473 amino acids)
Biological process (GO): protein ubiquitination
Cellular component (GO): membrane; Cul4A-RING E3 ubiquitin ligase complex
Source: RefSeq, a predicted model, not a curated record
GCAAGACGGGCCAUGGCAACCAAAGGAUUCCUUCUGUAUCUUGUCACGGGUUUCUCCUUGGCAGUUGUUUCCACCUUUCUCCUUGGCCAAUCCCAAGACCAUCAUCAUCAUCUUCUACUUCCGUCUUCUCUCUCGUCUCCAAACUCAACCCUCAAUCACUACUACUACUCCAAUGGUUCUGGUGAACUAAGCAGUAGCGAACUAGUUUGGCCGGAACUGAAAUUUAGCUGGAGAACCAUAUUGGCAACGGUGAUUGGGUUUCUGGGUUCCGCUUUCGGAACGGUUGGUGGUGUUGGAGGUGGAGGCAUCUUUGUUCCAAUGCUCAAUUUGGUUGUUGGUUUUGAUACUAAAUCCGCUGCUGCUCUUUCCAAAUGUAUGAUAAUGGGUGCAUCAGCAUCGUCUGUUUGGUAUAACUUGAGGGUACCCCAUCCAACGAAGAAUGUGCCCAUAAUCGACUACGAUCUCGCCCUUCUUUUCCAGCCCAUGCUCAUGCUCGGCAUCACCAUUGGAGUUGCUUUAAGCGUCGUCUUCCCUUACUGGCUCAUCACCGUCCUCAUCAUUGUUCUUUUCCUGGGGACAUCAUCGAGGUCAUUCUGCAAGGCUAUUAGCAUGUGGAAGGAAGAGACUAUUAUGAAGAAGGAAUUCGAGAAGCAACAGGCGGCUCCAGUUGACUCUCGUGGUGAACUUCUUAUUGAUGCAGAUUAUGAACCACUGGUACCAAAAGAGGAGAAAACCAGACUACAAAUAUUACGUUUCAACCUGAGAUGGAAGAGGAUUCUUGUCCUCCUGCUCGUAUGGGUUACUUUUCUUGCUCUUCAGAUCCUAAAGAAUAAUUCUGUGGUUUGUGGUGCUUGGUACUGGGUGCUCAACUUCUUACAGUUGCCUGUGGCACUUGGGGUGUUUGGAUUUGAAGUGAUGAAACUGUACAAGGAAAGCAAGAAGAGGAAACUGGACGGUAACACAGAGACAGUUUGUGAGGCAACAAUAGAUUGGACAGCCAUGAACCUUACUUUCUGCGCUCUCUGUGGCAUCUUGGGAGGUACCGUUGGGGGCUUGUUGGGCUCUGGUGGUGGAUUCAUAUUGGGUCCUCUCCUCCUCGAGAUCGGUGUCAUUCCCCAGGUUGCUAGCGCGACAGCAACGUUUGUCAUGAUGUUCUCCUCAUCUCUAUCUGUGGUGGAGUUUUACUUGCUGAAGAGAUUCCCCAUCCCAUUUGCUUUGUAUCUCAUAUCAGUUUCAAUUUUGGCUGGCUUCUGGGGGCAAUUCUUUGUAAGAAAAUUGGUUACAUUGCUAAAGAGAGCUUCUCUCAUCAUCUUCAUCCUCUCCGCUGUUAUCUUUGCAAGUGCUGUGACAAUGGGCAUCGUCGGUGUUGAGACAUGCAUCAUCAUGAUACGUGACCAUGAAUAUAUGGGAUUUAUAAGUUUUUGUGACAACUGAUUGUGAGGAUGAGCUUCAUGAAGCUUAAGACAUUGGAAUAAACAGAGACAGUUCAAGAAAGGGGUGGGUGUUGGCCAAUACCUUAUUGUCCAAAUCCAAACUUGGUUUAUAGGUCUGAUUAUUUUCUACACUCUGAAGAGUAUUAUUAUUGAUUGGUGUCAUAGAUGUGUGUUAGCCGCUUGCUUUCACCAUCAACACUUGAAAUAAAAUAGCUUUUCCUCUUUUUUUUCGAUUUAUUUUGACAAUGUACAGUCGAUUGAAGAUUGAUAUUAAAAUUUAGUGUCUCAAACAUGCAUUAUGUGAAA